AUGACUAGACAUGCUGAUGAAGCAAAUUUGAGGGUAUAUAUCCACAAACGGUGGGUGCGGCUACUGUUUGGACGAGAGUUCCCUCUGCAGGAUCUUCUGGUGGUCUGGGAUGCCUUGUUUGCAGAUGGCCUCAGCCUGAGUUUAGUCGACUAUAUCUUCAUAGCUAUGUUACUUUACAUCCGAGAUGCCUCACUCCUCUCCAAACAGAAGAAUUUUAACAAAAGGAUUCCAAUGCUUUGGUUUCUUUCACAUAGGAAAGAAUGGGAAGAACUAUUUGUAAACAACAAUUACUUGGCAACAAUAAGGCAGAAGGGGAUUAAUGGACAGCUGAGAAGCAGCAGGUUCCGCAGCAUUUGCUGGAAGCUAUUUCUUUGUGUUCUUCCUCAAGAUAAAAGUCAGUGGAUAAACAGAAUUAAAGAAUUAAGAGCUUGGUAUAGCAGUAUUAAAGAAAGACAUAUCACAAACCCAAGGAAGGUUGCUGGCCAGCAAGAUUUGAUGAUCAACAAUCCCCUUUCCCAGGAUGAAGGGAGUCUUUGGAACAAAUUCUUCCAAGAUAAAGAACUGCGAUCAAUGAUUGAACAAGAUGUCAAAAGAACGUUUCCUGAAAUGCAGUUUUUCCAACAAGAAAAUGUGAGAAAAAUUCUUACAGAUGUUCUUUUCUGUUAUGCUAGAGAAAAUGAGCAGUUGCUUUAUAAACAGGGUAUGCACGAGCUACUAGCACCUAUAGUGUUUAUCCUUCACUGUGAUCACCAAGCUUUUUUACAUGCCAGUGAGUCUGCACAGCCCAGUGAGGAAAUGAAAACUCUCUUGAACCCUGACUAUCUGGAACAUGAUGCCUAUGCAAUGUUCUCACAGCUUAUGGAAACUGCUGAACCCUGGUUUUCUACUUUUGAGCAUGAUGGUCAAAAGGGUAAAGAAACUCUGAUGACUCCCAUACCCUUUGCGAGACCACAAGAUUUAGGGCCAACAAUUGCUAUUGUUACUAAAGUCAACCAGAUCCAGGAUCAUCUACUGAAGAAGCACGAUAUUGAGCUCUAUAUGCAUUUGAACAGACUAGAAAUUGCACCACAGAUAUAUGGGCUGUAAGUACCAAAGUUUCACUUUUCGCUGUUCCUAGUUAUGAUUUAUGGUACUUUCUAAAAUAUCAUCUUUAUAAGUAAGAGCAAGAGCUGUUUCAGCUCCAUUCCAUUGCCCACUCCUUUGUAAUCCUAUGUGCCAGGCUCUGUGCCCUUUAGUUUCACAUAAUGGCAUCUCCUCUAAUACUCCCAACAACCCUGUAAAUUGGGUAUUAUCCCUUUGUUGUAGGUGAAGAAGCUAAACAUUACUAACUUUACAGAUGUUAGACUUUGAAACCCAGGUAGGAUUGGCUAUAUAAUUUGCAAAAGAGCCCAGUGCAAAAGAAAACUGCAAGGCUUCUUUUGAAAGAAAUAAGAAUUUCAAGAUGAAAAAUGCAGAUCAUUAAAGCAAGCAUGCUAAGGAAAUGAGGAUUGCACAGGUCAUACACACAUGAACCUAGCUCCCAAACCCAAACAAUCCUGUAGGAUGUCCAUGUUCUUUCCAUUUUAUCAUGUGUCGUCUUUUAUACUACCUUCAGAGGUAGAUUUCUAUCAGUAAGAUUGAUGUCCCUCUUAGGGAACAUAGUGUGUUAAUUUUCUUCAGCCACAUAACUUCUGUAACAUGCUAGCAAA
Castor canadensis (American beaver) is the source of this 1688-nucleotide messenger RNA. The record is from RefSeq and is a predicted model, not a curated record. NCBI's taxonomy places the organism in Eukaryota, Metazoa, Chordata, Mammalia, Rodentia, Castoridae.